AUGGCCUACUACUUGAAAAACGGAGGCACUCCUCGCCGCAAGGCAGUUCCGCUCGACAACCAUUUUCAGCCGGUUGCUCCUCAAAAGUUGUCCAAGACGCACCAGGUUCCGGGUUCGAUUCCCGGCCUGGCUUCAAGUUCUUCGCCUGCGGGCACUUCACAACUUCCUCUCCCUCCUCCACCACAUCAACGUCUGGCUCCUACUUCGGUCUUCGGACCUGUUCUGUCUCCCGGAGAUCCCAUGAAUCUCACUCCAGACUACGAGGGCUUCGGCCACCUAGGGUCUCCUCACGCUGCCUGGGUCUACCAGCAGAUUAACUACCCAGCAAUCUGUUCUGCCUUCGGUCCUCCUCCUCUUUCGGAGAUCCCAGCAUACGCGUUCUGGCCGGCCCCGUUCGUUGUCCCUGCUGCUUAUCGUUUUGGUGUCGUUCCUCCCACGUUCGCCGCCGCCGCACCGGCCAGCACCAGCAACAGCACCACAUCGCAUUCGUCGUACCGGGCCCGUUACUAG
Molecule: messenger RNA, 510 nt
Organism: Mollisia scopiformis
Lineage: Eukaryota; Fungi; Ascomycota; Leotiomycetes; Helotiales; Mollisiaceae
Exons: 2
Coding region: 1-510 (169 amino acids)
Source: RefSeq, a predicted model, not a curated record